GUUGUUGGUGGUCUUGGUCUGUAUUGAAUGGAUAUUCUAGAUUCUUGUUAAAGAAAGUUAGAAAAUUUAUUUGUGAUGCUUUUCAUUCAGUUUUUACUUUAUUCAAAGUAAUUUGAAGUUACUCCAAAAGGAAGCUUUUCUCUUACUUCAAAGUUCUUUAAAAUGCAGUUUUCUGCUCAAAAAGAGAUAUGUUUAAAAAAGGCAGACCUGAGUAAAAAGGGAUCUGUUGAUUCCAGGAUUAGCGAUUUAGUUAAUGUUUUGAAUUCACACCCUUCAUAUUUUACUACCAGUUCCUGUUCUGGUCGUGCUAUUAUCUUCACAAGUUCUGAUGUAAAGAAAAAAGGUUGCAGUUGGAUUUUUGUGAGUCAUGAUCAAGUUUCUUCGAAAGAAAUUAUCAACUCACUUAAAUCACAUAGUGGUUCUGCAGUGCUUAAAUUUGAACCAUUUAUUCUGCAUGUACAGUGCUCAACAAUUGCAGAUGCUCAAAAAAUGCACGCUUUGAGCAUUCAGUCUGGUUUCAGAAAUUCUGGUUUCAGCAUAGGUAGGAGUGGGAAGAUUAUAUUGGCUGUUAGAAGUACUCUGGCAUUAGAAGUUCCAAUUUCAUCUGAAGGAUGUUUACUUGUAUCAUCUGAGUAUAUAGCAUACAUUGUAGAUAAUUUGAAUCAGAAAAUGGAGGAAAAUUGGCAAAGAACACAAAGGUUUUAUUUAAAUAUCCAGGCAUCCUUUUCUGAGAAGGAAAAUAUGCAGUUAGUUUUGGCAAAAGAAAAAGCUUCAAAACAGUUAAGAUCUCAAGUAAACAAAGAACCAAAGUAUAAGUCACCUAGUCCAGUAUCAUUUGACUCAUUUUGUGAUGGUUUUGAGAAUUUACUGAAAAACUAAGUAAAAAACAUAUUUUAUAUCAUUUUUUACUUAGGAAAAAAGUAUGAAAAACUAUAAAGUUAAAAAGUGAAAUAUAAUCUACAUUACCUGCAAAGUAUGAAGUUCCGCAUUCUAUACGAGGCAGGUAACCUGCAGCCCUGAGGUCACAUGCAGCCUCUGUCACUGUCUUGUGCAGCCUUAAUAAAAUCUCUCAUGUAUUUAACUACAU
Messenger RNA from Uloborus diversus, 1087 nucleotides. RefSeq names its product tRNA wybutosine-synthesizing protein 3 homolog. The coding region runs from base 163 to 879 and encodes 238 amino acids. Gene Ontology annotation, biological process: tRNA methylation. Gene Ontology annotation, cellular component: cytoplasm. The record is from RefSeq and is a predicted model, not a curated record. Lineage: Eukaryota; Metazoa; Arthropoda; Arachnida; Araneae; Uloboridae. Gene Ontology annotation, molecular function: tRNA methyltransferase activity. The transcript has 7 exons.